UCCUGUCACGAAUUGUCAAAUUAUGGUAGAAUUUAGAAAAACCAUCGAUGUUCGUGACUUAUUUGGUAAAGUAAAAGCUGAAACUACAACGACAUAAUACCUACCCGUUUGCUUUGUACAAUGCAACAGUAUUAGCGGCAUGGCUCAGAAUUUGCAAAAGAAGCCCUCCAAGGGCAUACUGAAAACAUCACGCAGCGUGGACGUGCAGAGCAGCAGCGAUGGGGCUCCGUCGACAAGCAAGCGGGCGAAGGAGCAGCGAUUCGACGAGAUGAACAUAAUGGAGACGUUCCACCCGGUGAAUAAGGAUUACGGGCACAUGAAAGUGGACGAGCCGAAGACGCCGUAUUCUGAAACCGUUGACGGAGAUAUGGAGCCGGCAGAUGAGCUGGACGCGAACAUUUUGGCGGCGAAGCUGGCGGCUAGUAUGAACAAGCCACCUAAGUGCGUGGAGACCGACAGUGACGAUGACAUGGACGAGUCGGACGAGGCGCGGGAGCGCCGGCUCGAGUUUGAGAAGAAGAGGAAAAUGCAUUACAAUGAGUUCCAGGCAUUACAACUCGCUAGAAAGCUGCUAGCCCAGGAGGAAGAGGAAGACGAAGAGAAACAGACCACCUGACUGCCGUGCACACAUCCCCUCCGCCUCCGGGGCUGCGUGUGAAGGCUUGUACAGUCCACACUUAACUGACCAGCAUACCUUAUGAGUUACA
Cydia amplana is the source of this 707-nucleotide messenger RNA. RefSeq names its product protein phosphatase inhibitor 2-like. The transcript has 2 exons. Gene Ontology annotation, biological process: regulation of signal transduction. Bases 140 to 616 code for a protein of 158 amino acids. The record is from RefSeq and is a predicted model, not a curated record. NCBI's taxonomy places the organism in Eukaryota, Metazoa, Arthropoda, Insecta, Lepidoptera, Tortricidae. Gene Ontology annotation, molecular function: protein phosphatase inhibitor activity.